GGGGAGGUGAGGGAUUGUGUUGACGUUUUGAAUAGUGGUUAGUGAAGACGGGCAAAGUUCGUAUUUAUACCGUGAAGACUGCAACACUGCUUCUCUGGCUUGUAGUGCUGGUGAACUGAUGGGGGAUCGUGUGUCUGAGUGUGUGAUGGAUAACCCUGGGCACAGUAUUUUUGCUGGUGGCAGCUUGCACCUAGAUGGCAUAGCUGCCAGGAAUGAGGAGGAGGACCUGCAGAGGGAAGAGGAAGAGGAGGAGGAGAACAGGAGGAGGGAGAAAGAAAUACAGGACUUGUUAGUGAAUGCCUUUGAUGACUUGGAGGAAGAAGAGUCAUACACACAACAUUCUGGCUAUCCUUUUACAGGCCCUAGUGGUGGUGGGGAGAACCAGGGUGGUGGUGGUGAUGGUGGUGGUGGUGGUGGUGGUAGGGAUGGGGGUGAUUGUGGUGGCAAGGACAGCACCUUGACAAGCUCCUACCCACUGCAGGCCUAUCAUGAGGAUGCACACAGCUAUCAAGAGUACCAAAGUGACGUGUACCACCAACAGGAUGAACACCACAUGGGACAUCUGGGUGGCUCCUCAGAAGGACGUGGAUCACUGGGAAGUGCCUCCCGCAGUAGCAGCAGCAGUGUGACCCCCUGGAGUGAAGACAGCCGGGGUACCUCUCCCACCAGGUUCAGCCCCCUGCAUGGUCACCUGAGUACAGAACUGCCCUGGAUGAUGGCACCACUGGAGGGGACCCAUAUGUUCUGGAAUAUGUGCCUGGAAAUGAGCAAGACUUCCAGGUGUCCUGUGUGGAGGCCUAUGCUGGCAGUGAUCAUCAUGCAGACCACCUUGAGGUGCAGGACAGGCAGGAAAUGUCGAGCCUCAACGAUCAGUACACAGGCAGAGACGUCCUAUGGUCAGCUGAAGCUCCUGUAUGAGGUGAGAGGCAGGGAGCUGGACCGUCAGAUGUCAGAAUACUCUAAGUUGCAGUUUGAGAGUAACCGUGACAUCAGAGCUCUUCAGCAUCAGCUAAAUCUCUUGAGAUCAGAAAAUGAUGGUAAAUCAGCUAGUGUCAAGCAGCUUCAAAUUCUUUUAUCAGAGAAAGAGGAGAGAACAAAGGCACUAGUAACUGAUAUGAAAGAACUCCAGAGUAAGCUGUCAGCAACACAGGAUGAAAACAAAAGGCUUCAUCUACAAUUGGAGACUGCUGAGUCCACAAUCUCUGGGCUGGAGUGCCAAGUGUCAGAAUUGCAGGCAGUAGACUGCCUCAGUAGGAACCAAAAGCUGCAGGAGGAUUUCAUUUGCAAGUUACAGCAAGGCAAUCAAGAAGAGAAGGAUCUGUUGUUGUCAAAGUUGCAUGAGUCUCAGAAGGAGGCUCAGACCUCCCAGCAGGAAGUCAAGAGACUCCGAGAAGAACUAAAGAACAUGAGGAACCUGUAUGAUGGAGCCAUGGUGCAGAAAUCAGAGACGGUGGCCAAGCUCAAUGUGACAAUUGAAACCCUGAGGAAGCAGUAUGAGCAGCUCCUUCAAGCUCAUGACAGUCAGGAAACACUGAAAUUGGAACUGAAGGUGAAGAGCCUGGAGGCCACCAACCAAAACCUGGAGGAACGAGUUUCCAUGCUUGACAUUGAACUCAAGAAGGCAAAAGAGGAUCUGAAGAGCUUUGAUAUGGCAGUAAAGUUGGGCAUCAUGAAAGACAUCUUGCCUACAGAGGAUUCCAUGCUUGGCCUUGGCAUCAAGCAGGCCCUCACUUACAAUGACACCACUACCUCAGACAAACACAAGGGAAGCAGUGGCAGCAAGUGUGAGUUUUCUAAGGACAAAGACAGUGUUGUGACAGUUCGUGAAGAGCUAAAAAAGAGCCUGAUGAUCAACAAGGCCAAGAGAGAAGAGAUUGCCAUGCUGAGAGAAGAUGUUCAUGAGAAGCAGGACAGGAUUAGGAAAGCCACCAGCGACCUGCGGGAUGCACAUGCUGAGGUGAAACAGUUGAAGGAACAGCUAUUGAGGCUCCAGAUGAAACAUGAUGAGAGGGAAGUGAGAGAGGAAGGCACCAUCCCCUUAGUAAAUAACAAGGAAAGAGAGCUUCAAGUGGAAAAUUCUUCUCUACGGCAAGAGAUGGCCUGCCUCUUGGCCUGUGUGAGGGACAGCAAGCUGCUUUAUGACAGCCUGAAUGAUGCUGUGAUGAGUGUCAAGGAUGGUGUGGUCCAUGACCAGGCCUCAACACUCCCUGCCAAGAUGGAUGAGCUGAUGCAUCACAUUGAGGCUGGAAGGAAGCUGUCAUCUGAGGUUGAGUGUCUCCAUGAAAUGCUCACAGAGAUGAGGAAAGAAAAUGCUGCACUUCACCAGGCUCAAGCAGUGUGGGAGAAGAGAAUUGGGAACCUGGAAGUGAAGCUGAAGGUGUCAGGGAAGAUGAUUAUGAGGGCAGUUACUGACCCAGAGAAGGCAAGUGAAAUCACUCCCUCCUUUGCCACACUCCAAAGGCUUCUUGCUGACCUUCAGGAGCUGGUGACAGAAGUGAAUCAAGAGGUUCAGGAAGCCAACCAGGAGAAGUUAAAGCUGCAGGACAGACUAGCAAUGUGCCAUCUGGAUUUGGAGAAGAUGAGAGACAAAAUUACAAAGCUUGAGGAAGAAAAGGUUAACUUGGAGGCACAGUUUGCAUCUCUAGAGAAGGAUAAGAACAGAGAGAAAGAUGUUGAGCUGGAAUGUUACCAGAAAACUUACCUGAAGUUCCAUGAGGAAGCAAUGCAUGAGCUGGAGGCCAAUGUCAAGGUGGAAUAUGAACAGAUAGUGACAGACUUGAAGAAAAAGAUGCUCAAGUUGAAUGAGGAGGUAAAGGAGACCAAGGAAUGCUAUAUUCAGAUGUGUCAGGAGAAGAAUCAGUUAGAGGAAAGAUUGGAGCAGCUGGUGAGGAGCAGAUCCACACCUGUAGAAUCUCAGAGACUCCAGCAGGGUGCCAGAACUACCCUCUCAACUCCAGAUUCUGGUGUCAGUGCUGAAGGUGUGACUCAGAGAGAGCAAGUACAGGAGGUGAUGCUGCACAAGGAAAUUGAAACUCUCAAAGAGGAGUUGGCCUUUGUUAAAGAAAGAUACAAAGAACAGAGCAGAAAACUUGAGCAGCAAAUGGAUCAGUCUGCCCUCCCUCACAAACAGAAGGAAGACACAAUGAUGACAGGACAAGAAACCAGUGAAGCUGUUAAAGAAAUGGAAGAAACUUGUAGUAGGCUGGAAAGUGAGAAUCAAGAGUUGAGAGAACAGUGUAAAGAUCAGGAGGCUGAGAUUGUGAGGCUUAAAGAAAUAUUGUCUCAAGAGCCUGUGUCUGGAAUUAAAGGUGCCUGGCAGGCCAUCUUAGAGAGACAGCAGAAGCGAAUGGAUGAGGAGAAAAAGGAACUGAGGGCUUAUUACGGAAACAUCAUCGAGGAACUGCAGAAAAAGUACACACAGAUAAAAUGUACAGAGCUACCAGAGACCAAGAUGAAGGAGCAGGAGAGUAACGUAAGUGACAAGAUCAGGGAGCAGGAGGAUAUCAUCACAACUUUAAGGGCUGAGCUGGAGAAAGUGAGAGAUGAUGUACAGACGGAGGAAGAGGUGAGGAAACUGACUAACCUGCUGCAGAACAAGGAGGAUGAGGUUCAGGAAAAACAAGAACAGAACAAUGUCAUCAGACUUGGGUUUCAGAAUUAUGUCAGAAAAGUGGAAGGUGAGCACAAGUGUCUACAAGAAAGAGUAGAGGAGGUAGAGGCACAGCUAAAGGAGAAGGACAAGAAAUACAUCCAUCUGAAGUUGAAAUUCAAAAAGUACAAGGAAGUAAUUAAUCAAAAGAAGUAUUACGAGAGUGAGCUGAACAGAUUGUGGGAUAAUUAUGUGGCCACCAAAGCAUCGUUCAUUGUGCAGCUGAAGAAUGGACUGGAGGAGGUGAAGGGAAUGUUUGUGAAGCAGGUGGAGGCAGUGAAGGAGACCCUUGGUGACUUAAGUGGACCACAGGCGGCUGAGGCACUGCAGGAACUCAACCAGCUCUCUGCAUACGUGAAGAAUUUUGAUUUGAAAAUAUCGUGAGGCUGUUCCAUUUAGUGAAGACAUUUAUGUAUUUGUACAGAAAGGAAAACCAAAAAUAGACUACUUUUUCCUUUUUCAGGUGUUGUAAACUAUUUAUUUUAAUGUAUUUUAUGUGAAUAUUUUAAACUUGA
Messenger RNA from Scylla paramamosain (green mud crab), 4164 nucleotides. RefSeq names its product centrosomal protein of 152 kDa-like. Gene Ontology annotation, cellular component: type III intermediate filament. The record is from RefSeq and is a predicted model, not a curated record. NCBI's taxonomy places the organism in Eukaryota, Metazoa, Arthropoda, Malacostraca, Decapoda, Portunidae.